This is a messenger RNA of Symsagittifera roscoffensis, 651 nucleotides long. Its product is annotated as dnaJ homolog subfamily C member 5-like. Lineage: Eukaryota; Metazoa; Xenacoelomorpha; Acoela; Convolutidae. The transcript has 5 exons. The record is from RefSeq and is a predicted model, not a curated record. Bases 1 to 651 code for a protein of 216 amino acids.
AUGGCUCCUCAGCACUGCAGAUGUAGGGAGGGUACUUUGUCUCGUGCUUUCAGUGCAGAGGGCUUCUCCCUCUACGAGAGACUGGACCUGGAAAAAGACAACUGCACUCAGAAGGACAUUGUCGAGCAGUACCAGAGAUUGACAGAUGAGAACCACCCGGACAAACAUCCCGAUGACGAAGAACGGAAGGUCAAGUUCUUUCAGGUGUCCGAAGCAUACGCAGUUCUCAGCGACCCUGAAAAGAAAAAAGUAUAUGACAAUUUUGGCAGUUUGGGCUUACACGUUGGUCGACAGGUGGGAUACAACAAAGUGGAAAGGUGGGGAGGGUACAAUUUCAUGGCAGUGAUUAUAAUUAUACUGAGUGGCUGCUGUUUCUGCUGCUGCUGCUACUUCUGUUACUGUUUCUGCUGUGGAUUGUGUCUGCCCGAAACAGACACGAAAACUGCCAGGGGUACGAAAGAGGGCAGAGUUGAGUCACAAAACCCAUACGAUAAACACAUGCACGCGAGGCGAAAACCACUGAACGACAGAGUGAUCACCCAUCAGCCACCGAGCGACAAUAACAGACACAAAGAAGAGAAAAACCCCACUUCCACCACUUUUCAAAAGGAGUCCGAAGACUUGGAUUCUUCAAAUGAUCAAACAAUAUAA